Sus scrofa (pig) is the source of this 741-nucleotide messenger RNA. Its product is annotated as interferon-induced transmembrane protein 1-like. Gene Ontology annotation, cellular component: plasma membrane. NCBI's taxonomy places the organism in Eukaryota, Metazoa, Chordata, Mammalia, Artiodactyla, Suidae. Gene Ontology annotation, biological process: type I interferon-mediated signaling pathway; defense response to virus; negative regulation of viral genome replication. The record is from RefSeq and is a predicted model, not a curated record.
CGGUCCCUCCCCCUCCAAGGACCAGCCAAAUCCCAUUUCCCCAAAGGCCAGGGAAAGGAAAUUUUAGAGAAAUCGAAACUACUUAGAAAGAGAGGUCCCCCUUCUGCUCAUCCCCACACCUGACCCAGCACAAUCCCUGAGUCUGGACCACACCUGCUCCGUCUCUGCAUCAAGAAACCCACUUCUCAAAGCAUCUCCUCUGCCCGCAACACCUACUUCACCUGAUCCCUGAGAUGCUCAGGGAGGAGCACGAGGUGGCCGUGCUGGGGGCUCCCCAGACCUCAGCCCCCGUGGCCACCACGGUGAUCAACAUCCGAAGCGAGACCUCCGUGCCCGACCACGUCGUCUGGUCCCUGUUCAACGCCCUCUUCAUGAACUGGUGCUGCCUGGGCUUCGUGGCUUUCGCCUACUCCGUGAAGGCGAGGGACCGGAAGAUGGUGGGAGACAUCAUUGGGGCCCAGAGCUAUGCCUCCACCGCCAAGUGCCUGAACAUCUGGGCUCUGGUCCUGGGCAUUUUUCUGACCAUCGGAGCCGUCGCUCUUCUGGUGUUUGCAUGCAUAGCAGUCUACGAGAUGGCUUUACAACAUGCAAAGAGUAACAGAGGCUACUAGCAGCCAUCCACGGCCCAGCCCAAGUCCCCACCAUCCACACUGGCCCUGCCCCACCCCUCCCCUUCCUACAGCAGGUGCUAGAGACUUACCUGUCCACAACUGGGUUCAAUAAAGUGCUCUUGCCUGUGAA